AUGGGAUCUUCAGGCAACCUUCCUGGGCGCGACGCCCUUAUCUCACGCGUCGUGCCUUCCAUGCUUUUCAGCAACGGCAGUGCCUCUUCCAUGACACCAGCCCCCGCCUCGAUUAUUGAGUCCGAUGCUACUAUCGGAGCCCAGAAACGAUUCACCGUUAAAGGAAAUGCUGUCGUCACUGGAGGCGCUGGAACACUUGGCCUUCACUCUUGCGAUGCUCUCCUAGAGCACGGCCUUCGAGGACUCAUGAUCUUGGAUAUCAAUCCGGACAACUCCAAAAAAGAGAUUGCGCAGAUGCAAACCAAAUUCCCUACCGCUAAGGUACUCGCACAAAAGGUCGAUGUCACAGACGAGGACGCCGUCCAAAAGGCAAUGGAGGAGACGGUUCGAGCGCUUGGUUCAAUCGACAUCCUUGUCACUUUUGUCGGAGUAGUCGGUUGCGUGGAAACACUCGAGAUGCCCGUUUCUCAAUGGAGAAAGGUUCUGGACAUCAACACGACCGGUUCAUUUAUCUGUGCCCAAGCCGCGGCCCGACAAAUGAUGAAGCAAAGAACUGAAGGCUCAAUCACCUUUGUCGCGUCGAUUUCGGCACACCGUGUCAACUACCCGCAGCCACAGGUGGCAUACAAUGUUAGCAAAUCUGGCCUCCUUAUGCUCAAAAGCUGCUUGGCUGCCGAAUGGGCUCGCUACGGUAUUCGCACCAAUAGUGUAAGCCCUGGAUACAUGGAUACAAUUCUCAACGAAGGCGAUGGAAUUGCCACGCAUCGCAAGAUAUGGGCUGAGCGGAACCCCACUGGUAGAAUGGGUAGCCCGUCGGAACUGACGGGAGCAGUCGUGCUACUAGCAAGUACGGCAGGUACCUAUAUAAAUGGUUCGGAUAUUGUGGUUGAUGGCGGUGCAAUUGUGUUCUAG
Penicillium hordei is the source of this 912-nucleotide messenger RNA. RefSeq names its product oxidoreductase. The coding region runs from base 1 to 912 and encodes 303 amino acids. Lineage: Eukaryota; Fungi; Ascomycota; Eurotiomycetes; Eurotiales; Aspergillaceae. The record is from RefSeq and is a predicted model, not a curated record. The transcript has a single exon. Gene Ontology annotation, molecular function: oxidoreductase activity, acting on the CH-OH group of donors, NAD or NADP as acceptor.